AAGUGGCCGGAAGUAGAAAGAGGGCGGGGGAAGCGUUGAGGGCGAGGCGCCGCCCGGCGGAGAAGGAGAGCGCAAGCAGGCGAGGUGGCGGCACCACAAAAUGGCGGCGGGGUCAGGCAGCGCGGCGGCUGUGGCGGCGGUAACGGGCAGCGGCCCUGCGGGGCCUCACGCUGCCGGCGGUACGGCGGGCGGCGCCACAGCGGGGAGCGGCGCGCCGGUACCGGGCCCCGGGGCGGUGCUGAUCGGGGACCGGCUGUACUCGGGUGUGCUGAUCACGCUGGAGAACUGCCUGCUGCCCGAGCACACGCUGCGCUUCACCCCGUCCAUGAGCAGCGGCCUCGACCCCGACACGGAGACCGAGCUGCGCGUCACCGGCUGCGAGCUCAUCCAGGCGGCCGGCAUCCUGCUCCGCCUCCCGCAGGUCGCUAUGGCUACAGGACAGGUGCUAUUUCAGCGUUUCUUCUAUACCAAGUCUUUUGUGAAGCAUUCCAUGGAGCACGUGUCAAUGGCCUGUGUUCAUCUGGCAUCCAAAAUCGAGGAGGCACCGAGACGCAUCAGGGAUGUAAUCAAUGUGUUCCAUCGUCUUCGACAUCUGCGAGAGAAAAAAAAGCCUGUACCUUUAAUACUGGAUCAAGAAUACGUGAACUUGAAGAACCAAAUUAUUAAGGCAGAAAGAAGAGUUUUAAAGGAGUUGGGAUUUUGUGUUCAUGUAAAGCAUCCUCAUAAGAUAAUCGUUAUGUACCUUCAGGUAUUAGAAUGUGAACGUAACCAACACCUGGUCCAGACUUCAUGGAAUUACAUGAAUGAUAGCCUGAGAACAGAUGUCUUUGUAAGAUUUCAGCCAGAAAGCAUUGCCUGUGCAUGUAUAUACCUUGCAGCUAGAACAUUGGAGAUUCCGCUUCCUAAUCGUCCACAUUGGUUUUUACUCUUUGGGACAACAGAAGAGGAGAUACAAGAAAUCUGCUUAAAAAUUUUGCAGCUCUAUACUAGGAAAAAGGUUGAUUUGUCUGAUUUGGAAAGUAAAAUAGAGAAGAAGAAAUUAGCAAUUGAAGAGGCAAAAGCACAAGCUAAAGGUCUACUACCUGAAGGAGCCCCGGUUCUGGAUAACACGUCAGGAUUUUCCCCUCUACCUAAAAAUGAGUCUCCGAAAGAGGCUAAAGGAAAUAAACCUUCACCUCUCCCUGUUCAAGCAAUGAAGAAUGCUAAAAGGAAAGCAGAAGGAGCAAAAAGAACCGGUUCGAAUAGCCCAGUAAAUGGGGUUCAGAAAAGCAGGGAAAGCAGAAGUCGAAGUGGGAGUAGAGAUCAAAGUUAUUCAAGAUCACCAUCCAGAUCUGCAUCCCCUAAACACAGGAAAAGUGAAAGUUACUCCACAUCCAGUGGUUCCAAAUCCCACAGCCGCUCCCGGAGUCGCAGCGACUCUCCUCCCAGGCAAUUCAACCACAGCUCGACUUACAAAACUUCCAAGAUGAGAAGUUACAAGAAAUCAAAAGACUAUAAAUACUCAGCACACAAAACACGGAAAUCACGCAGCAGGAGUUCGUCCCGAUCCAGGAGCCGAUCCCGGGAGCGUUCCGACCACUCGGGGAAGUACAAGAAGAAGAGUCACUACUACAGGAAUCACAGGCACGAGCGUUCUCGUUCCUACGAGCGAGCAGCUCAUCGUUACGACAGAGACCAUCCUGGCCACAGCAGGCACAGGAGAUGAGCAGUGUGAGAUGUUCUUUCCUUUGGAAUUUGAGCAGUGGAGCUCUUCCCCAUUUGGCCUUUGCAGCGUAGGGUUAACCUGGCUUGUAAACCACUUGGUCUCAGUAAAGUCUGUGUUAACUGGUAAUUCUGUGCUUGCUGUCAUGUAUCCAAAGGAAAGAUACUAACAAGA
Phasianus colchicus (ring-necked pheasant) is the source of this 1876-nucleotide messenger RNA. RefSeq names its product cyclin L2 (gene CCNL2). Gene Ontology annotation, molecular function: cyclin-dependent protein serine/threonine kinase regulator activity. The record is from RefSeq and is a predicted model, not a curated record. Lineage: Eukaryota; Metazoa; Chordata; Aves; Galliformes; Phasianidae. Gene Ontology annotation, biological process: regulation of transcription by RNA polymerase II.